AUGUUGGUUCCGCCGCAAUUCUACAACGGGGAAAUUGUAGUCGACUUAGAUGAUACCAUCUUUCAUAUAGAAGCUGAGAAAAUACUUGAGCUGUACAGACAGGGUCUCUACAACUUUUUAUUUGAAAAUGGGAAUUCUAAGAGUGGAGACGACACGGGCCUAGGCAGUGCCGUAAGCUUGGACAGGCGAAUUAGGGAUUUGAAAAAGGACAGGCUGAAGAAGAUGGGGUACACCAUACAGUCGGUUUCUAUUUUGGUGACUUUUUUUCUGAUAUACUCUGCCUUUAAAGAAAUUAUUCAGCGCAUCAGGCUGGGCGGCAAGGGUCGCAUUGCCCAGGAGUAG
This is a messenger RNA of Plasmodium vivax (malaria parasite P. vivax), 342 nucleotides long. RefSeq lists its product as hypothetical. The transcript has a single exon. Bases 1 to 342 code for a protein of 113 amino acids. The record is from RefSeq and is a predicted model, not a curated record. Lineage: Eukaryota; Apicomplexa; Aconoidasida; Haemosporida; Plasmodiidae.